Salvia splendens (bonfire salvia) is the source of this 1305-nucleotide messenger RNA. RefSeq lists its product as uncharacterized. The transcript is spliced from 2 exons. Bases 1 to 1305 code for a protein of 434 amino acids. Lineage: Eukaryota; Viridiplantae; Streptophyta; Magnoliopsida; Lamiales; Lamiaceae. The record is from RefSeq and is a predicted model, not a curated record.
AUGGCUGCCAUGCAGAGGCGGUUGGUUGAGCAGAAUGCGAGAGCAGCACCACAGCCUGUGCAGAAUUUGUUUGCACACAGACGGGUGGCUAAUCCACCGGUCAACAAUGCUGGGAUUGCCGCCAACAACUUUGAAUUGAAACCGGGGUUGAUAAACAGGGCAGAAGCACAUGCAUUUGGUGGAACAGGCUCAGAAGAUGCCAACAAGCACCUCACCAAGUUUAUACAAAUUAGCAACACAGUGAAGGCUAAUGGGGUCACCGACGAUCAAGUUCGCCUCAGACUGUUUCCCUUCUCCUUGAAGGAUGAUGCCAAAGAGUGGUAUGAUAGUAUGGGACCUAACUCUGUGCCAAUAUGGGAUGCAAUGGUGCAGUUAUUCUUGGAGAAGUAUUACCCGCCCAACGAGGCACUUAAACGGCAAGCAGAAGUUAUUCAGUAUGUGAUGCAGCCUCAAGAGAAUGUUCAAGAGGCAUGGAAAAGGUUCAAAUACUUCAUGAGACGAUGCCCCAACCACGGUUUAAGCCCGGGGCAACAAAUCCUAGCUUUUUACAGGGGAAGCACUCCGAAAUCAAUGCGCGAGUUGAACAUGAGCGCAGGGGGGUCACUCCUUAAGUUGGGAGAAUAUGAUGCACUUGAGGUGAUUGAAAGGGUAGCCUCAAAUGCUGAGGGAUGGAGGAACAAGAGAAGCAAAACCUACAUGGUGGCAUCUGCAUCGGACGUUGAUAGGAUGGACAUGAUGUCUAAGCAGCUGGAUUUCUUGACUAGCAAGCUUGGUUUUAUGGGAACAGAGCCAUUUAGGCUCGAAAGCCAUCAAAGGAUUGAAGAUGUAAAUUAUGUGCAUCAAGGGGGCAACAAUAGGAACUUCAACAACUACCGUCCCAAUCAAGGGGGUGGUAACUACAACAAUUAUGGGAACAAGCCUCCCCCGGGGUUACAAGUGUCAAAUGGCCAAAUUAAGGAGCUAAAGAAGGUCGAGCUUGAAGAUGUCUUGAUGGCGUUUAUGAAACAAACAGGGGAUUGUAUGGCCGACUCUGAUAAGAGGCUGAAAAAGGUAGAGUCAGAGGUGCAAGACUUGAGCACACACAUGAAGAGUAUGGACAAUCAAAUGAGUCAGAUAGCUCAAUCUGUGAGCAAAUUACAUACAUCGGGCCAAUUUCCAGGGCAGCCAAUUGUGAACCCCAAAGAUUGCAAGGCAAUCCAGCUUAGGAGUGGUAAAAGCUAUGAGGGUCCACAUAUGCCAGAGACUGUAGUUGAAAAGGAGAAGGAAGCAGAAUUAGGCAGAGCCAGAUUAGGAGGAGGAGCCUGA